Molecule: messenger RNA, 2150 nt
Organism: Lingula anatina
Lineage: Eukaryota; Metazoa; Brachiopoda; Lingulata; Lingulida; Lingulidae
Molecular function (GO): arylformamidase activity
Source: RefSeq, a predicted model, not a curated record
AAAAGACGUUGUUUAUAUCACAAAUGCGAACUAGCCAAUGCAUUGUCGAGUGACAAUACCGUGUGCGCACAUGGAUCGUUAUGAGAAUGGAUCUGUCUGUCGCAAAAUGGAAACGUGCCGUAACGCUGGGUGCGGCAGAAGAAGAAGUACUUAUUUUAGCGGACCGCUUUCUCCAGAAGGGAUACCCGAAGAGAUUAGCCAACUUUCGCUAAGAAAAUCAUGGAAGUUUCCAAAUUGGCAGUCGUUAUGGCGCUCUUCGUCAUGCACGCGUAUGCCCAGUUGAGCCCCACGGCUGAUGAUGUCAUCGACAUGACGUACCUCCUGACCCCAGAUACACUGCAUUGGCCAGGACUAACAGGGUUUAACUACACUCGGAUUUCAAGGGGACCGGUUAAUAUGGCUGCUGGGUGGUUUGAAGACAAUGACUUUUGCGGACAAGAACAUCAAGGCACCCACAUGGACGCGCCUGCGCAUUUCAGCAAAGGCAAAUGGCGCUUGCAUGACAUCCCACCUCAUAGGUUUUUUGGGCCUGCAGUUCGCAUUGAUAUUUCUUCUCAGACAGCUCAGAAUAAUGAAUAUAACCUGCAAGUAGAGGACGUGCAAAAGUGGGAAAAAGAAAAUGGACCCAUUCUUGACAACGCUUUAGUGUUUAUCUACACCGGUUGGGGAAAGCACCAUGAUAAUCGCACGGCGUAUUAUGGGUACGGAAGCGCCGACAGCUGGUUAGAUGCUAAUGGAAAUCCUCUCCUUCACUUUCCCGCUGUUUCCGAGGAUGCCGCCAAAUGGAUUUCCUCGAACAAAAAAAUAGCUGGAAUAGGCACCGAUGGACCCUCAGUAGGCCCCAGUAAAACUAUGAUGGCCCACGUUCCUCUCCUUGAAAAGAACAUCUUCUCCCUCGAAAGUGUCGCAAACUUAGAUAAGCUGGCAACCACCGGUGACGCUGUCGCAGCACUUCCAGUCAAUGUCAAAGACGGCAGUGGCGCCCCCGUGCGAAUUGUCGCAUUCAAGAAAGCCCAGUUCAAGCCCGGACCCGAUGACGUCAUAGACUUGACCUACGCUCUGUCUAAUGAGACGGUUAUGUGGCCAGGAAGGAAUCCUUUCCAGUUGUUUGUUCUUGACAGGGGGUUAGUGAAUCUUGGUAACAACACCGUAUGGUUGGAACAGAACAGAUUCUGUACACCAGAGCAUGCAGGGACGCAUCUUGACGCGCCUGCGCACUUCAUAAAAGGUUCAUGGCGAACCCAUGAUAUUCCUGCGCACACUCUCAUCGGUCCCGCCGUCAGAGUGGACAUAUCCAAAAAAGCUGAAAAUAACCCGGACGCUGUCCUUACCGUCCAGGACUUGGAAGACUGGGAGAAGGAGAAUGGCCGAAUACCCGACAACGCCAUGGUGUUUCUUCACACUGGCUGGGGGAAAUUUUUUACCGAUUUCGAAAAAUACCUUGGCUCUACAAACCGGACCAAUUGGUUAAAUGAUGAAGGACAGCCACUCGUUCACUACCCAGGAUUUUCAGAGGCAGCAGCGAAAUGGUUGGUUAACAAUCGAAAUAUCAACGGAAUUGGCAGUGACACCAUAAGUUACGACGCAGGGCAAACGACGUCAUUUCCAGCGCACGUGGCCUUUCUUGGAGCCAAGAAGCUCGCGCUGGAGAAUGUGGCCAAUCUUGACAAGUUGCCGAACACCGGAACGACGGCCUUUGUUUUUCACAUGCUGUACAAGGACGGAAGUGGGGCCCCUACCAGAGUAGUUGCCAUCAAAAACAGCGCCAUCACUGCCGGUCAGGUUUCCAGCGGUGUUGACACAAGGUCCAUGUUUGUUGCUCUGAUGAUGCCUUUUUUCUUGAUUUUCUUUAGGUGCAUCUAAUGCUUGAAAUAUACCUGAUCCUGAUGUAAAAUAUUUUAAACGAAAAGGUUACGCAGUAGCAUCUAUUGUGAAAAUUAAUAUAGUUCAAUUAAAUCCUUUCUAUUCAUAGAAGAUUUAAAUUCAAACGCCUGACUCUUUAUUUGUUUGAAAUAAAAACUUUCCAACACGACCUCAGAAUGAUUAAUUUAUCCCCAUGUUGUGGUUUCAUAAACAUAGCUUUAUCCGGUCAAAACCAUAAGCAAUGUGUCUCUAACUACCGAUUCCUGCGUUUGUUUUUCAAGUGACCA